AUGUCUUCAACGUCGAAAUUAAAGAGGAGAAUUAUUUCUAUUGAAGAAAAAGGAGCCAUAGUGGCAAGAUUGGAGAAUGGUGAAAGUAAUGCCAAAUCAGCUGAAGAAUUCGGCGUUGCACAUUCGAUCAUAUCAACAAUUUGGAAAAAUAAAGACAAGAUAAUUCUUGGAUUUAAUAAGAACACAUUAAAAUCGAAGAAACUUCGAAAUUCACAACAUGAUGACUUAGACAAAUCUUUAUUAGAAUGGUUUAAAAUCCAAACAAGUAAAAAUGUACCCAUCACUACACCGAUUCUAAGAGAAAAAGCUAAUCAAUUCGCUGUACUGCUGGGAAAACAUGAGUUUCAGUGCACCGAAAGUUGGAUAAACCGUUUUCGUUCACGUCAUAACAUCGUUUUUGGAAAAAUAUCAGGAGAAGCGGCAAGUGUACCUGCUAGUGUUACUGAAUCGUGGUUGCAAUCUGUUUUUCAAGAAAUAAGGAGAGGUCAUGCAGAUGACGAAAUCUUCAACGCCGAUGAGACUGGUUUGUUCUACAAAAUGACAUACGAUAAGUCAAUGAGAUUUAAAGGAGAAAAAUGCACGGUAGGUAAAAUGGCGAAAGACAGAAUUACUGUACUAGUAGCUGCAAAUAUGACAGGAAGCGAACAAAGGAAGUUACUUAUUAUAGGAAAAUCAAAAAAACCACGAUGUUUUAAAAAUGUGAAGAGUUUACCUGUUGUCUAUGAACAUAAUAAGAGGGCAUGGAUGACUUCCGAGUUAUUCACCAAGUUCAUCCGCGAUUGGGACCAAGAACUAAAAAAACGUUCUAAAAAAAUUUUAUUAUUGGUAGACAAUUGUCCGGCGCAUCCACACGUGGAAAAUUUAAAAGCAAUUAAAUUGUGUUUUCUACCACCAAACUGCACAUCUGUUUUACAACCAAUGGACCAGGGCGUUAUUAAUUCUCUUAAAACCCAUUACCGCAGAAUGCAGAUUUUAGAAACAAUUAGGCAUUUAGAACUGGAGAAAGAGAGUGCUGUAACGCUCUUGGACGCCAUUCUUAUGAUUUCUGAUGCAUGGGAAAAUGUAUCUCCUACAACAAUUGCCAAUUGUUUUCGGAAUGCUGGAUUUAGUAUACAAAAUGAAGAGACAAUACAAGUUGAAAGUGAUUUUGAUGAAGAAGACGACAUUCCUUUGGCUCGAUUGAUUAAUAAUGUAACUAGUACAACAGUGUCUAACGAAGACUUCCUAGAAUUAGUGAAUGUCGAUCAUAAUUUAGAAAUUUGUGGUGACAUAACUGAAGAAGACAUUGUAAAAAACUUGUCAGAAGACCUUAGAGAAGAUUUGGAAGAAAAUGACGAUGAAGACGUUGGUGAUCAAGUGCCAUCAUGUGCCGAAGCCCUUCAAGCGGUUUCUAUUAUAAAAAAAUUCGUUACUUUUGAAGGUUUAAAAGAUAGUAAACUAUUGAGCUGUAUUUCUACACUAGACACUAAACUGCCAGGUUCAUAUAUGUAUGUAUAUGUGACUAAUGAAGUAUGUACUCAUAACUACUACAUGAUCCUUGGAUGUAUUUUCCUUUCUGACUUGCGCCUAUGUCCUAAUGAUCUGGUGCAUUUACAAAGAUUAGAAGUAUUUGAACGACUUCAUCAGUACAAUAUAAAAAUUAAGAGAAAUAAACGUGAGUUUGUAAAAAAUGGAAUCCACAAAUGCAAUAAUAAAAUCGAUGCGACUGAUAAAAUGCCUAGGCCUUCGAAUAAAAAGAUGGUGGCAGUUGGUAGGGGGUGCCAGAGUGAGAAUUGGAGCAGGGCGAUCGAGCAGCGUGCGGGCAAAAAAAAACAUAGACUCCAAAUGGGUGAGAACUCUCAGAAUUGGGAACCUCCAGAAAUCAAAGUUCGUGCAAAGCACAAAAUGGUGCCGUUAAACUAG
Zophobas morio is the source of this 1902-nucleotide messenger RNA. Its product is annotated as tigger transposable element-derived protein 4-like. The coding region runs from base 1 to 1902 and encodes 633 amino acids. The transcript is spliced from 4 exons. The record is from RefSeq and is a predicted model, not a curated record. NCBI's taxonomy places the organism in Eukaryota, Metazoa, Arthropoda, Insecta, Coleoptera, Tenebrionidae. Gene Ontology annotation, cellular component: nucleus. Gene Ontology annotation, molecular function: DNA binding.